Messenger RNA from Alternaria ethzedia, 327 nucleotides. RefSeq lists its product as uncharacterized. The record is from RefSeq and is a predicted model, not a curated record. The transcript has 2 exons. Lineage: Eukaryota; Fungi; Ascomycota; Dothideomycetes; Pleosporales; Pleosporaceae. Bases 1 to 327 code for a protein of 108 amino acids.
AUGGCUGCAUCCAAGCCCCUCGCGGGUAGAAACCUGUCCAAUUAUAACAAGACCCUCGAUACUCCACCCCUCGUACCAGAUAUUCGUGACCGCGAGAUCGCCGUCGUGAACCGAGAGAUGGAGGUCGAAGAGCAGCAGCGUGCGAUUGAGCGGCGCGAAAGUGUGGUGGAGGGUAGAGAGAGUGCUGUGGGGAGAAGAGAGAAGGAGGUAGAGGAGAGGGAGAGGUUGAUUGAGCGGAGGGAGGCGAAGAUGGCGAGGAAGAGGAAGGAUGGUAGGGUUUUGGAGAGAAGGGGUAAGCGGAUGGAUGAGGGGCUGGGAAGACGCUGA